This is a messenger RNA of Etheostoma cragini (Arkansas darter), 1373 nucleotides long. RefSeq lists its product as uncharacterized. The record is from RefSeq and is a predicted model, not a curated record. The transcript has a single exon. The annotation marks the transcript as partial. NCBI's taxonomy places the organism in Eukaryota, Metazoa, Chordata, Actinopteri, Perciformes, Percidae. Gene Ontology annotation, biological process: regulation of transcription by RNA polymerase II. Gene Ontology annotation, cellular component: nucleus. Gene Ontology annotation, molecular function: DNA-binding transcription factor activity, RNA polymerase II-specific; RNA polymerase II cis-regulatory region sequence-specific DNA binding.
AUCUGUGUCUCUCUCCAGGGAUGGAUUCCCCCCGAGAUCUUUUCGAUGACCCUGCCCCCCAGAUGCACCCAUUUGCCCCCCCUCCCAGCUCUACGGACGUCCUUGGAGAUCAUCCUCAGCCCAGUGGAGGUCGCCCUGCUCCUGCCUUUCGACCCCCUGGCUUCCCCCUCAUCCACCACCUCCUCCAGCCAGGUGGAGCCCCCAGGAGGAUUGGAGGGCAACUCAACACAACCCUGAGCCCACACCUGGAAGACAGAAAUCUGGAGGACAGGGGAGAGAGAAAAGGACAAAUGGAGCGAGGGAUGGAAGGAGGAGAGGAAGGAAUGAUGAAAGAAGAGGACAGCUUGUUGGGGGUUAAGAAGAGGCACAGCGAUGCCGCCCUCGUGGCCGAGUGGAGUCAAGACGUCUUGAAAGUGAAGAGGAUGAAGCUGGAGAGCCGACCAAGAGAAGAAGAGGCAGAGGAGGGAGGCAGGAGGCGCGAGGGAGAGAGGGAGGGGAAGAGAAAAGAGAGGGAGGUGCUGAAAGAACAGCUGGAGGAGGCAAGAGAGAGACUGCAGGCCCUGCAGGAGAAAGUAUGCAGGGCUUUUGGGGAAAAGCACAUGGCAGAGGAGGAUGAGAAGACAAGGAAGUGUAGAAACAGAGGAGGAGAUGGAGGAGAAGGAGAUGCUGGGAUGAUGGAGGAGGAGGAGGACAUAAGAGAAGGGAUGUACGAUGAAGAGGAUGGUGGAGAGAUGGAAAAGGAAACUUUCUCCCUUCUUUCUGUUUCACCUUUUGACAACUUCCACAGACAGAGAGAAGAGAAGCAAAAAGACAGAGGAGAGAGAGGAAGUGGAGGAGGGUUGCACUUGGAGAGUGUGAUAGAGGGAGCCGGGUUGUGGUUGGAUUGUGGAGAUUGGCAUGGAGGGAUAGAAGACGAGGGCGAGGAGGGGGGGAAGAAGUUUGCCCAGGCCCUGAAGCUGGAGUUGGGCAGCGCCGUGGCUCGGGUCAUCGACCGAGUUCUCCGCCUGUACACUGACAUGACCCAUGUCACGUCUUCCUCUCCUCCUGCCGCCAUCGCUUUCCUCCCAGCCGACGCAGGAAACGAUGAAGGGAGGGAGGAGGGGGCGUGGGUGGGUCUGUUAACGAGAGGCAGAGGGGAGGAAAAGGUCAGAGGUACAGUGGAAAACAUGGGAAGGCAGGACGAAGAAAGAGAGAAGCAUCUCCAAAAGAGGAGCAACGGGGGCGCCCUGCCUCCUCGCACUGAAGCUUCCCAUCUGGCCAUGCCAUUGGCGGUUCAAAGGUCACCUGACAUACGAAAGGCCCACCCAUUCCUUGGCCCACCCCUCUCCACUCACCUAAAUCCCUCCCAUCCGAACCUCUCCCUCCAUCCCCCU